Messenger RNA from Adineta ricciae, 1401 nucleotides. Lineage: Eukaryota; Metazoa; Rotifera; Eurotatoria; Adinetida; Adinetidae. The record is from the annotation of a GenBank genome assembly.
AUGAAUAUUUCAAAGACAAAAUUCACAUUCGAUAAUUUCAUCUUGAAGUGGAAUUUACAUCUACGCUAUUCGUAUGAAAUAGCAUAUAAGCAGCAAAAACGAAAAAGUGAAAGCCGUCCUGUAUAUAUCGAAACAUACAUUACUCAGAACAAAAUUCAAAGCACACAGAUGUUGUUCUGCAUAGUAAUUGCGUCGACAUUCUUCAAUAUUUUCCUUCUCAACUUCGUCAACUGUGAUGGCAUCUUCUACCUUCAACGAGUUCCAUCAUCAUGUGUUCAAACUACUGUCACCAUGACAGAAGACAACACCACCACUACCAACUGUUUCAUUUUUUCUUGGCAACAAAUUGCUGACUUGACAACAAUCUAUACAACUUAUCAAGAUCCAACUACGAAUCAAACAUUUUAUGCACGAAUAGCUGCAUUAACUGUCCUCGGAACCAUCGAUAAUCAUGACUUGGACUAUCAUUGUCCACCAUCGGGCUACAACGGCGUUGCACCAGGAUGCUCUACACCGAACAACACUCAUUUAGUCGUUUUACACAUCAACGCUCUGGAUAAUAAGUUGUAUUCCAUCAAUGUUAUCCUCUCAGGAACACCAUUCCCUUCUCUUUCAUCUCUUGUCAACAAUCAACCUCCAUUUGGUACUGCUCGACAUGUUUUCGAUGGAGGAAUUUCAAGUCAAUCCACUGGCUAUUUGAAGAUUUGCAAAAGAAAUAGCAGCACUCAAUGCCCUAAUACCAAUACUAGUGCGCAUGCGUUACCGUAUCCUUUACCAAGCAACACAGGCUAUGGAAUCUUCGGUAUCAAAAUGUAUAAUUUUGUGACGAAUUCAGUGUGGAUUAUGGAUGAUGUUAAUCAAAUACUCAUCUGUACUGCAGGAACGACAUACUAUUAUUUCAAUUCGACUGGCUUUUUCAUUUAUGAUUAUUCAUCGAACACAUGUACAUGGUCACCAGCAUGUAAUUAUCAAUGUGAAGUUUAUAAUUAUAACUCUCGAUUUUUGGACUAUGCUGGUGAAUGGGUGAUCACAAAGAAAUGGGGUGUCGGAGAUGUGAAACCAGUCGCUGCACAAGCGUGGAUAGGUAAUGCCAUCGAUGCUGCUGGUAUCUUUCCUGUUAUAUUGUACACCGACAAUGCGACAGGUCAUUAUAUUGGUUUGGACAAACUCGAUCCAAUUCCAAUGUCAAACAUGGGUGCUUCGUAUUGGUAUACAGCACAUGAUGAUACAAUAGUUGGAGAAAGUGUUUUGAAGUAUCAUCCGAAUGUGGUCGAUGUUGGAUGUGUGAGUCAACUAAGUGAUUGGACUGGGCCCAUCAGUGAUGGUGAAAUGAUUAUGACAUCGAAAGAUAUUCGACUGAUUCUUUGGGCAACAUUCUUUCUGUACUUCUUUGUCGCUUAA